GGGGGGGGUGUCGGGCGGCGGCGCCGGAGACGCUCCACUCUGUCGCUCGUCCGCCUCGCGCACGCCAUGGCAUCCAAGUGCCCCAAGUGCGACAAGACCGUCUACUUCGGUGAGUGGCUCCUUCCUCGCCUCCAUCCCUCCCCAAGACGCGCCCGCCAGAGCGAAGAUGCUGGCUGCCGCGCCCGGGCGCUCUGCCCAUGCUCAGAGGCCAUGCCCGGGCGGGGACAAAGCAGAAGAAGCCGGCGGGCGCCGCCUUGGCGAGCUUUGCGCUUAGCCACGCCUUCGGUGGCUCCUCGUGCGUGCGCGGUCCCCUGGCCGCGCCAUCCUCUGGGGCGAAGCGCUUCUUGCCCCCGAGCCCGAAGGAGCUGCUUCUGGGCGCAGCUGCGCGCGCUCGAUGGAGCCUCCCUCCUCAGAGGCAGAGUAGCGCGGAGUAUCCGGCGCCCUCGCGGAGCAGCAGGCCCGCCUUGCGAGUGCCCAGAAGCAGAUAGGCGGCCGCUCUUGGGAACUGGAGGGACCGGAGCUAGACCCGGCAGGGAUGCUCUUAUGCAACAGCCAAACCUCAAGCCGCUCCACUAGUCCAAAUGUACGGAAAAUACUUUCUCGUUAUCGAAUCAUUUGCUCUCGCAGGCCUCCUCCUCCAAUCAUUUCUCCUUGUCAAAAAUUCACUUUUCCACCCGGCGCAUUCAUUCCUGCCAGAUUCCCUCUCCUACUGAAAGAAAACAGUGGACGUGUCUUCUUCAUUCUUACAGAACUCAGAUUGUUGCUAGGUUACCCGCUCCUCUUUUGAGCACAGGGCUAAUCAUGCAGAUGUCUCCUAAACAAAAUGGUCAAUUAAAAAUGAGCAGCAGCAGCCCCCGCGGUCUGCAAGAACAGGCCGGUAGGUGUGAGAGAGAGAGUGUUGGGUGAAACCGUUUGCUAAGAGCAUGUCGAGUGUGUUGGCGGUUGUAGAAAAAUGGAGCCACUCCCCGACUUCACCCCAUCCCACUUAGCAUACCAUAGGCUUGCAGUGAGCGGCUGCUACUGGCUCAUUCCCAUUUUUUGUUGUUAUUGGAAGCUGUUUCUAGGCAUGCAAUGCAGGUGCCUGAGGUCAAGGAAUUGAGAGGCAUCCUGCAUCCUUCUUUAGAACCUCUGUUGCCAAGAGCAGGACAGAGAGAACUGGAGCCUCAGUAGGAUGCAGUGGGGCUCCCCAUGCAUAGAACCACACAUUAAUUUUGUAUAUUGCACGAGAGUUUGGAAAUCAAAUGUAUCCAUCUUUCAGGCAGGACCAUAGCUAGGGGGUGGAAAGGUGGGCCCCGCCAGGGGCGCAGGCGAUUGGGGGGCACAAAAUUGGCUAAAAAUAUGUCCAUAAAUAUAAAUAUUGAUUAUUGCCUCAUAAGAAAUGAUUUUACAUAGAGGGUGAAUUGAAUGGGUGGAGGGGGGGGGGGUUGGAGAAGAGGCGGCAAGAAGAGCUCAUUUGUCCAUGGCUAGAGGGCGCAAUCUGGACGGUUCUGCCAGGGGUGCAGGAUCACCUAGCUACAGCUCUGCUUCCAGGAUGACCAGAAUAUCAUAUUCUCUGCCCCAAAUGCCAUUAAUACAGAAUGAAGGUGAAUAAGUGAGACCCGGGCAGUUCAUGAGCCACCACGUGAUGGGUUUCUGGACAUCAUUUUAGGGUCCUUAACUUGGCAGCUUGACUGUUUUCGUGUGUUAAAUUAAGCAAGUGCUGAACACCUCAGAAAGGCAAUUUCUAAAUCUUGGGUGUUGGUUUGUUUAGUUCAGUCGGUCAAAGGAGGCACGAAGAAUGCAGGCAAGUCCUCUUUUACUGCCACUUUCUUGCCUUUGUCAAGGGAACGUUAUGGCCUCUUGUUCAGCAGCAGAUGGUUCAAAAUGUGGGUUUGUAGCCACUGCAUAAUGGCCCGGCCAGAUUCUGUUCUCUGUCUGGACAGCUUUUGUUCUGGGAAUUGCUGUUUUAAAUUAGACUGCCUUUAGGGGACCCAAGCGCUCACCAGAUCACUUUCUAAUGGAAUUAGGGUGCAGCAUUCCCUUGUUACACCCAGUCGGGCAUCAAUUCCAUGCUGAGGAUUUGCUGUGCAUUGUUCGCUUUUCCUUCCUGGAAUUGGUUGAGGCUCUGUGAAGCAUGACAUCACAAUGGUAUCUUUCCUGCUUGUUUCUGUUAAGGAGUUAUGCAUAAGCCAGUGUGCUUGUUUCUCUCCCACCAUCUGCAAGUAAACACACAAAGAAAGACGAAUUCGCUGUUUUCUAUUUAAAGACAUUUGUGUGGGGGUGAAAAAACUCAUUACCCCUUUCCUUGGGAUCAUGUUUGUGAUGGGAAUAACACAUAUUCUUUCUUCUGCUCUCUGGGGGAGUUCUGUUCUCUUGAGCAUGAUAUGAGAGAGACAAUCUAUUUUUUUUUUAAUGACUCCUGUGAGAAAUAUGCAUGGGAAGCAUUAAAGUCAGAACUGAAAACCUGAAUGAAUUUCUCAGGAAAGAUACUUGACCAGUUACUGGCCUGGUUUAGGCAGAACAAUACUGGACCAGGAAUUAGCCAUGUGGUCUUCAUUGCACUCCCAGCUUUGACAGAGCUUUCCUGGUUUCUUAAGUCAUAGUUUCUCUUGCUAUCCAAACUGGGAAACUGGUCUGAGUGAUCUUGGAGAUGCUGUUUGAUAUCCUGGUUUGUUGGUAGUGCUCAGAUCCCAGUAUCUCAGUUCAGAUGUUUCUGGAAGCAGUGCUUUAAACAAGAAAAGCUUUGCUGAAGCUGGAUGUGUGAGCAGAGGAAGAUGGUGAGGUGAAUAGGGAGCACACAAACAUACAAGUUGUUCCUGGUACAAUAAGACAGGUAUCUUCAGACCCAGGACCCGCUUUUAACCCCGUGCAUUUGGGGACUCAUUUCUUAAUAUUUUCCCUUAUGUGAUAGUUCUCCUGUUUGUGGCCCAGGCCUCCGCCUACUAAUGGGUCCUCAGAAAUGGUUUCUGUUGUCCCUUCUUUAGAGAUAUUUCCUGAAAGAUUUAUUCCCACAUGGACUUGUGCUUUUACUAAUGAAAUGCAUCAACAAGGUUCUAUGAUUCUAUGCGACAAUGAAUUCUUAUAUUGUGCCUGGCUCUCACUCUUAGCUGUAGAAAUCACUACAGUGGGACCUCGGGUUAAGUACUUAAUUCAUUCCAGAGGUCCGUUCUGAACCUGAAGCACCACUUUAGCUAAUGGGGCCUCCUGCUGCCGCUGCGCCACCGGAGCACAAUUUCUGUUCUUAUCCUGAAGCAAAGUUCUUAACCUGAAGCACUAUUUCUGGGUUAGCGGAGUCUGUAAACUGAAGCGUAUGUAACCUGAAGCGUAUGUAACCUGAGGUACCACUGUAUUGUGUUUGGAAAUACUUAGGUCAUGUGUACAGUUGUACCUUGGAAGUCGAACGGAAUUCGUUCUGGAAGUCCGUUCAACUUCCAAAACAUUUGGAAACCAAGGUGCAGCUUCUGAUUGGCUGCAGGAAGCUCUACUAUUAAUGAAUUCUACAAAUGGAUGCCAUGUAGCAUAGAACAAGUCUUUUGGGUAGUGCCUCUCGUGACUCAAAAAUGCCGGUCAGUUUUUCUGACUGGACUAUGUAUCUGCCAUAAUCUGUUCAGCCAUUUGUUGUAUGACAGUGCACUGAUGUCUAGUGGGCUGCUAGUUCUGAUCUGGCCGCUGCUAGGCCAGGAAUGUUUUGGUAGGAGUUGGUAUGCAGUCUAUAAUUGAUGUUUGACAGGAGAGUCACUGUUGGGAAAGGUGGCAGCUCGUGUCUGGAGAUGGAGGAGGGUGGCAAAUAUCUCUUCCCCAAAGUGGGUGAUCUUUGCACAGGUCCACCACAUAUGAAUGGUGGUGCCCAGCUUGGAACAGCCUCACCAGCUGAUGGUGAUAGAAGGGGAGUCAAUCUUGUGCAGACAAAGGGGUGUGCUGUGCCAUCAAAAUAUUGUUUUUAGUGUCAUCUCCUGUGUUUUGGCCAAUAUAGAUUUGAGCGGUGGGUUAACCCAUAGCCUGUUCCAUGUGUCUUCAUCAACCUGGGUUCCCACAUGGCUCUACAAGAUAUGGAUGAGCCCUUCUUUGUGUCAGUAGUUCAUAAAGCUGAGAAGACAUACCUUUGUGUUAUUGAUUAGUUUGGGUGCAAAAACGUCAUCUGUGAGCGAAUUGCUUGUGAAUGAAUCACAGAACUGGGGUUGCAAAGCCUGCCCACAAAAGUUCUUAGUUGUAUGUAUUGUAGCCAGGAGUGAGAGACUGAGUUUGGAAGCUAGUGCUUCUUCUUUACCCAUUGGUCUCUAUGGAGGAUGUCCUGCAGACUGCAUAUGCCUUUUGACUUCCCGUCCAGCUGCUAUCAUCUCUUCCAAGCUUUGUUUAUUACAAACCCUGAAAGUUAAAUUUUAAAAAAAUUGGGAAUAUAAUUAAAUAUGUAGCAAAUAAGUUUGUCUCUGAAAAGCCUGGCAAGCUGAUAAGCAACAGGUUCCUGAAUGUUGGUUUUCUCUCAACUACCUAUCUUGACUGUUAGAACAAACAAAUGUGUGGAUCACUGUUUGAGGAAAGGUUGGGAGCCAAACAGUGGAUCUCUCCCUUUUUCACAGUUUGAACUGGAUGAAGGAGAGAUUUGAGAUUUGAGAAGGAGGAGAGAUUUGAGAAAGUUGUCUUGAACCUGAAUUACACUAGUCUUGAAUCUGCCAUGGGUGUAUUUUUUCUCCAGGAUGUGAAUUGCAAUGACAGUUUCUGAAAUGUAGGUUCCUAUUGCUUGUUGUUGAUGCCUCCCUGAAAAAAACAGAAGGAGUUUGAUUUCCAUUUUCUCUUUUGUGGACUGAGGGAGAAUUAUUAGCUCUCACAGUGGCUUGGGACAUAACAGGGGGUUUGGCAAAAGACUUGGGAAUCAAGUAUGAGUGAAGUUGUACAACCCUUGCCAACUUCUAGGUUUGCCUUAUUCCUUCUCAAUGCCUUCAUUUUGCUUUAGGAACUAUUUGCACCACUCCUUAUUGAAUCUCAACUCAUAGAGUCUGAUUAGGAGGAUCCUAUCUCUCCUUAAUAAAGCAAGAUAUGAACAAGCCUUUUGCCUGUUAACUCAGCUCCUUCACAACUCCCUUGACGGAGUGAACAAUCAGAUGAGGAAAACUCUAAUUAAUCAUGAACCACUUCAAAUAGUAGUUUGAAGUGUAGUUUAAUAUUCUGGCUUGUUCCAAAGCUGAUGACUAUAGUUUCCCAGUUUGGAGCACAUGGGAAGCUAUGGUUAAUGAGAGACUUUCUGGAUUGUUUUAUUAUUCAUUCACUACACUCCAUUGUCUUUCAAGACAGACAGGUGUGAACACAAUAGGCAAAAGACUUGUUCUUCUUAUUGUCCCAUCAAGGAUCCUGUUUCACAUUUUUGUUCAUUUUAAAAUAAAUUCUGUCAAGCACAUUUUUGUCAAAGAAUGGCUGAAAAUUUACUGCUUGGGGGUGCUGUGGUGUGAUGUGCCUUUUUCAUUAAGAAAGGAGGAAAAUGGGGGUUAUUGCAUAGAGUACUGAGGACUCAUGUACCUCAUGUGGUACCUCAGGUUACAGACGCUUCAGGUUACAGAUGCUUCAGGUUACAGACUCUGCUAAUCCAGAAAUAGUACCUCAGGUUAAGAACUUUGCUUCAGGAUGAGAACAGAAAUUGCGCGGUGGCGGCACAGUGGCGGCGGGAGGUCCCAUUAGCUAAAGUGGUACCUCAGGUUAAGAACAGUUUCAGGUUAAGAACGGACCUCCGGAACGGAUAAAGUUCUUAACCCGAGGUACCACUGUACAAGGAAAGUGAAACGGAAAACAACUCUCUAGUCUGCUUAACCUGACAAAGACGAAGGAGGAGCAGAUGGAGCGCACAGUCAUAUUCACAGAGGGGAAAUAAUUGUCAAACCAAACUGUACCCAUUUAAAGAUUGCCAGGCUCAUUCGCACAGAAACAACUAGGUCACUUGGUGAGAGAUAGUUGUGGCUGAAGGUGAGCUGCAAAGAGCAGGAGCUAAUCACUGUAUGAAAAACAUCCUGAGGUCAACUACCUGUAAUGCAGAACAAGUGUAAGAUAACUUAGGUUUAAUUUUUAAAAGAGAAGAGAGAAAGGUCACUUUUGGAGCAGGAAUUUGCAUUGGGGAAAGAGUUUUAACCAGAAUGAGUUGAUUUUUUAAUCAAGGCAAUGUAUUAGUUUCAAAUCCCUAACAAAUAUUAGCAUGGAUAAAUCAAAGUUUCUCAUUUUGUAGUACAGAUUUCCAGAAUGAGCUUGCAUUGUAUACAGUUUGGACCAUAAUUUGAGAGAAGCAAAUUUGAGGAGGUGAGAUCCUGAGUGUUAGAACUUUUACGUCCACCUGUGCUCUCUAUGGGGGUUUUCACCCUUGUGCGAUCAGGCAGAUUCCUGAAGAGGGUUUUUCUGAGGCUUAUAGGAACGAAGUGGGUCUUUUGAUUAAAAUGUACCUUUGCAAAAACAAGGGCUGAUGGAAAGUGGAAAGUGGGAUGGAAAUUAAAUGUUUACAAUGUUUGGUUCAUAAAUACUCUGAAUUUGAGAAAUGAAUAUUUGGACAGUUAGUUGAAAGGCAUAAAAUAUUAGAUCACCCACAUUGAGAGUGAAAUGAAACCUCUAAUUAAAGCUCCCACCCACAAAACAGAAACUGACUAAUUUAAAGACAGUGGAGAAUGCAGUUAUGCAUUUGUAAAGUUAUAAAGCAGGGCUAACCUACAACUGCAGGGUGAGGCUUCCUUGUGCUUUGACAUGGAAAAGGACAUUGUUUUUUGCGACUGGCAAUCAGCCUUUUGCAACUAGAUGGAGAUGUCCAGGAGCCACCCUUGGCACCUAGCGUCUCCACCUGUCUGGCUGCAGUCAGCUGGUCUGCUGGCCCAGCGGCAGCAAAAGACACACAUCCUUUUCUGUAGCACUACCCCUGCCAAACACCUAAUUUGCCCAGCAGUGCCACAGCAAGAGAUGCAUCUUUUGCUCCCAUGCUACCCUGCAGACCACAAAUUCACCCAGCAGAUUUUUUGGUUGUUGUUGUUACAGGGCUUCCUGGUCUGGGAGCAAGGCAGCAAAAAUAAAAGGGGGGGGGAGGAGCGCCUAGACAUUUUACUUUUAGACAGACCACAAUCUAGGUCCCAGGAGCCCCACGGCUCCUAACAUUCCUAUCCCAGAUCCUAACACUGGGUGUUAGGUUAGGGACAGGAAAUGGUUUCCUUCAAUAUGAUAUAAUUAUCCCCUUUUACUAUAGAGGGCCUAGGCUAAGUGCCUGCCCUCUUUUCCCCAAUGCCUCUCAGAGUGUCUUCUUCCCACCAAACUAUGAAAACCCUCUGAGGCUGCUGCUUCCCAGAACUUUACUGGGUGACAUGCCGCUGCCUACAGUUUCUUUCCUGGGCCAUGCUGCCCUUCCGCAGGCCUUCCUGAUGUUGCAUGGCUUGCUGCAAGGGCUGCCUGCACAGUUGGGAAGGACCCCAAGACCUAUAUCAAAGCUCCCUGGCUCUCAGACCACAGGUGCACCUUUUGCAGAUUUGAAGAGGUCUUGGCCUUCCUCUAGAGGAGCUUGGAACAAGCUCUCUGUUCUGUAGCUGAGCUGCUGGAAACUGUCGUCACAGCCCACCAGCCACCACAUACCUCUGAAUGCAUACGCCCAGCCAGCUGCUGUGUAGCAGCAGGGGAAAGAAUGACAUCCGUGGAACUGCCACCUCUUUGGAAAUGCAUGCAUUGGAUAUGGUCGAGCUUAAUCCCGUGUGUGGAAUUAACAACUGCAUAUAGAUACCCCUGACUCUUGGCUACGUCGCAGAUGCUGGCUUCCCCCCUUCCUUUCCCACUAAGUUGCCUGCUGUGUCUUCCAGCCAUGAAGGCAGGGAAGUUGGAAGAAAUAAAGCAGGCUGUCAUCUUUUUUACUUUCUGAACUGUUGCAUUCCGUACAGUAGGAAACAUUUCUCUGCUUCAUGACCAGCUCACUUUCCUCUCUGGAAAGAACACUGGGCUUCUGUCCUGGCUGCUGGCAGGCUGUCUCUGGGGCAUCAUGUUGUUGCUGCUUUCUGCACUGGCUGCUUGUUAGAGGCCGAAUUUUGCUUUCUGGGUUGGAUUUUGUUUCCUAUGUUCCCUUUAUGAGCAGCCCAGCAAGUUGGACUGAUUGUAGUCUGGUUUCUUUCUUUUUGCUUUCCUUUUUAUAGCACACCAUCACUUCUUCCCUUAUUUUGCUCCAUUGAUUUUGAAUGACAAAAACAUUAGCAGUUUCUCAGAUACUUAAAAUGAAGUGCUCUUUGAAAGCUUAUGGUGUUUGUGGUUUAAGAUGCUACAGAACUUUUUUUUUUGGCUGCAACAUGGGUAAUGUGGCUAAUUGUACAGAAUUUUGUACCACUGAAAACAGUACCACAGUGAAUAGCUAAGCUUGGUGUGGAGUAUGAAGAGAGCAAGUAGAAGCAUUUUUAGAUUUUCCCUUAAGAUUUUUUUGUGAAGUUCCAGAGAUUACAUAAACAUCAUGAUCUGGUUUAGGUUGAAGCAUAUAGUGAACAUUUGACGGGGGUGAUACCAUGUGCACGUGUGCAUGGAACAGCAAGUGCCUGGGUGUUUUCAUUCCAAAGUGCUUUUUUCAUUUGGGUGCUUUUUCUCUGGAUUUGCCAUCUUUUGUUUACUUACUUACUAUGGAGCAGCUACAUGAUUUUCAGAGUAAACCUUCAGCGUUCCGCCCCAUCAAUUUGUAGCUAAGAUAGGCUUUUUACUUCCAAUGCUUUGCAGGACUCAGAGGAAACGGCCUUAUUCCAAGUCAGACCAUUGAUCCCUGUAGCUCAGUAUUGUUGACUAUUAGCAGCUGUCCAAGGUUUCAGGUGGGUGUCUUUUUGGUAUUCUACCACCCAGCUAUGGCCCUUCCCACUAUUUAACCAUUGAAAAAAGCAAAUAAAAAAUAGAGGACAUGAGUAAUUUUAAGAUCUCCCCCUGCAGGAAGAAAAAGUGUCAUCAGGGAAAUUUCAAGGAGCAGAUCAGAAGUACAAUACUCAUCACGAAUCCCUAGCCCAGAUCAACAGGAAGCAAUAACAUAGGCUGAAUUUGCAAACAGAAUCCUUUCACUUAGCAACAUAAUGGAUCUUUGCUAAAUGGGAUAUACUUGCGAGUAGACACUAUAGAAAGAGCAUGGUUAGAAGGGCAUCUUUGUUGGGUAAUCUAGAAAGCUAUAUAGGACUGUGUGGACCACCUUUUAAUCCCAUGUCCAGGUUAUUGUAGAAAAUACUGCAUCAGCUGUGCUGAAGGGCUUUAAGGGAGAAGCACCUUCUGUUUCUCUUUACUUUCCUGCAGAGCUUCAACAGUACCAUGGGAUGAGCCAUGAAGAGCCAGUUCUCCUUAGACUACUGUAUUAUGCAGUAGGGUGUGGUCCUUACCAGCUGCUGGGAAUCCUUCAUGGGGAGAGUGCUGGCCCAGAAUGUGGCCUUCCUGUGGGGGUUGGUUUGGCCAUUGUGAAACAGGAGGCUGUGCUAGAUGGGCCUUUGGUCUGAACCAACAGGGAUUUCCUUAUGUUCUUAAUUUAAACCUUUGAAAAAAGUGUUCACUGAACCUCACUGCUACAUCCUGCAAAGAAUGGAUGAGAAGCUGAAGAAACCAUGUCCCUCUUUUCUCAUAGUUUAUUUAUUUAUUUUUACAAAAGACUUCCUUCUUAAGUCCAGCUCCUUGCAGCAAACAAAGAGAAGGAUGAAGAAGGGAGAGGUGGCUUCUGUUCCACAAGUUGGGCUUCAGAAGGAAGUGCCAUCAAUGUCUCACUGCUCCUGCUGUUAAGCUGUGGGUGAACAUAUCAGACGACACAGCGAUUCUUCAAACAGCUCUUGUUUAUUCAGAGGCAAGAACAGAACUGAACUGAAGGGCUCAGUCAGCCUGCUUAUAUAGAGCUCCAGUACAACGUUACUGUAGCAACUUUCUAAAACUAUCCAAUCACUGAACGUCACUUUCGAUCCUUCAUUUGCAUAACUAUCUACAGUAUCCCCCUGCUGGCCCAGGGUGAGAACUUCAGUACAUAACACCACUCCUCACCGAGAUAAGGCAUUAGUUACAAUCGUAAUGGUUUCCUUAUAUACAGCACUACACGUAAUGGUUCAAUUAGGCACAAAAGCAUAUCGGUUACAUUUCACAUACUUCCACAUACUUAGACCAACAGUGUUACAUGUCCAACAACAUAGUCCUUUAAAUAAGUUGGGCGCUUGGAAACUCUGCCAGACCACCGGGGACUGGUAGCCAAGUCCGGGGGGCCACCCAAUUCUUGCUGAGGCUGUGGUGCGACCCUAGGUGGCGUUGAAACAAAGUCCCCUGGAUCUGCUGCUGUGGGUGGAACCUCCGCAAGUGGAGUUGGCGGAAUGUCAGGCACGGCAAUGGUCUGCGUCUGUGGUAAGUCCGGCAGACCAUCUGAAGUGGCUUGGUUCAGCUCCACGCCGGCAGUUUGCGAGAGAGGUGUAGGUGGAGCCUCACCAUCUGUAAGUGUCUGUUCCGGAGCCAAGAGCGCAGUUGGGGGCACUGCUGUAGUGUCCAAGUCCCCAACCCUGCGCCUAAGCUGGUCUAUGUGCCGGUGCCACAAACGUCCGUCUUCGAGUGCCACCUGGUACGAGCGAGGUCCAGUGACUCCCACUACUGUGGCUGGCAUCCAAGGAAUGUCCCCCACAAAGUUCUGGGCAAAUACCUGGUUUCCUGGAACAAAUGACCGUGAUGCGUUGGCACAGCCUGGGGGUUCGGCCACGGCAAAGUCUGGGUGCAGCCGGUUGAGCGGGGACCCUAGGCGGAAGCCCAUAAGCAGUUUGGCAGGACUCUGCCCUGUGGCCGCAUGAGGGGUGAUGUGUUGUACGAACAAGUAUUCGGUGACCCGCUCGUGCCAGUCUCCCCAGUCCAGACGCGCCAGUGCCUCUUUUGUCGAGCGUACCAUUCUCUCUGCUUGCCCGUUGCUGGAUGGAUGAAAUGGUGCCGUUAGGGCAUGGCGGAUGCCCGGUCCCAAAAGGUACCGCUCAAAAGUGCCUGACGUGAACUGUGGUCCGUUGUCGGAGACAAGGACAUCAGGACACCCAUGCUUUGCAAACAGGCCUCGCAGCACCCGGAUGACCGCCUCGGUAGUGGGGAAGGGCAUCAGGGCCACCUCCAGCCAUUUGGAAUAGGCGUCCACCACCACCAUAAAGGUCCGGCCGUGAAAGGGGCCGGCCAGAUCGAUGUGCACCCUCAACCAGGGUGUCUUGGGCGUCUCCCAGGUGUGUCCCUUAGCUGCCGGUGGCGCAGGCCUCGAUUCUUGGCACGCUUGACAGGUGGAAACCCAGGCAGUGAUGGCAUUGUCCAUGUUAGGCCACUAGACAUAACACCGAGCCAACGCCUUCAUUUUGACGAUUCUUAGGUGGCCAACGUGCAGAGCCUCAAGGACGCGUUGACGGAGUCUUUGGGGAAUCACGACGCGGUCUCCCCACAGCAGACAGCUGCGAUGAGCCGAGAGUUCAUGUUGUCUGGUUGCGAAGGGCUGGAACUCCAAUGCAAAAGGCCCUUGUGGCCACCCCCUCCACACCCAGUUGAGCACACGGCUGAUGGUGCGGUCCUGGGCAGAUGCGGAGGCCACAGUGGCAGCCGAUACAGGCGCUGCAGGAAGAUCCUCAAUCAGGAGGAGUGAUGAAGCAGGAUCCUGGUCUUCCACAAAUGCUGGAAGAGGGCAACGGUUGAGGGCAUUGGCAUGGCCCAUCAAUUUCCCCAGGCGAUGGACGAGCCGGUAGUGGUAGGCAUGCGUGGCGAGAGGACCGGUGGAGUUGGACGAUCACCGGCGACUAGGCCCAGGAGUGGCUUGUGGUCGGUGAUGAGGUCAAAAGUCCUGCCGUAGAGGUAUUCAUGCAACCUCUUCACUCCAGCCACAAGUGCCAGUGCCUCCUUGUCAAGCUGGCUGUAAUUCUGUUCAGUCAGAGAUAGCGUCCUGGAAGAGUAGGUGAGCGGUGCUUCUUUUCCGUCUGGAAAACAGUGGCUAAGGACAGCGCCGAUGCCAAAAGGUGAGGCAUUGCAGGCAAGGACCAGCAGCCUGGCUUCACUGUACUGUACCAGCACACUGUCCGAUGAAAGGAGAGCCUUGACCGCCUUGAAGGCUGCCAUCUCCCGAUGACCCCAGGACCAAGGUGUCUUCGUGCUGAGGAGUCGGUGAAGAGGCUCAGCCACCGUGGCUUUGUGGGGCAGGAACAUGUUAUAAAAGUUCAGCAGUCCCAGGAACGCCUGCAACUCCGUCUUGUUCUUUGGGAUGGGGGCCUGCUGGAUACCGCGGAUCUUGGAUGUGGUUGGGUGAAGGCCGGAGGCGUCGAUAAGAUAGCCCAGGAACUCCACCUGUGGAAUGGCGAUCUGGCACUUCUCCCUCUUUACCUUGAGCCCGGCCUCCUGGAACCUGGUCAGCACGGCACGGAGGCACUCGAACAGCUGCUGGUGUGAGUCUGCGGACACCAAGACGUCAUCAAAAUAUGGCACCACGCCCGGAAGCCCUUGCAGGAGACGCUCCAUAAGCCUUUGGAAGAUGCCAGGAGCCACACUCACCCUGAACUGCAAACGGCGGCAACGGAAUGCCCCUCGGUAGGUGACGAUCGUCUGGGCUUCAGCAGUGGCAUCAUCGACGGGCAGUUGUUGAUAGGCUUGGGCAAGGUCCAGCUUAGCGAAGAUCUUACCCUCACCCAGGGAAUGUAGCAGAUGUUGGACAACAGGAACCAGAUAAGCGUGCUGCUGAAGUGCCUUGUUGAUUGUGCACUUGUAGUCAGCGUAGAUUCUCACCGACCCGUCUGGCUUGACAGGUGUGACGAUGGGGGUUUCCCACUUGGCGUGGUCAACCGGCUCCAAAACUCCUUGGGCGAUCAGCUUGUCCAGUUGUUCGUCCACCUUAGCCUUGAGAGCAAAGGGAACCUGGAGUGGCUUUAGCUUGAUGGGGGCGACUUGUGGAUCAAGGCUAAAGGAGAUGGGCCUACCUGUAUAUUGCCCCAAAGUGCCGUCAAAAACCUCGGCAAAGUCUUUGACCAGAGCCUCAGUCUCUGCGUUAGAGAUGCAGUUGAUGCCGGUGACUUCCAGGCCGAGGGCAUCAAACCAGUCUAGUCCUAGGAGGCUUGGCCGCUGACCUUCGGCCACUACCAGUCGGAGCAGGCCUGAAAAAUCCUUGAAGGCGAUCCGGAAUUGGCCAACGCCUACCACGGGAAUGUCGUUUCCCUGGUAGUCUCUCAGGUGUAUGCGGUGAGAGUCGAGUUGCCUUUUGGACACUCUGGGUACCAGUCUUUUGAUGGUGCUCCAAGACACAAUGGACAGGGCAGACCCGGUGUCGAUCUCCAUGUCACAUGGAGCUCCUUCAAUGAGCACCGUGACAUUCAGCUUGCGUCGCGUAGGCGAGUCGGUUUGGCCAAUCGUGGUUCCAGACGGGUAGCGGCAGUUGGUGAGAGCGAAACAGCUUUCCUUGGCGGACUGGAGUGAAGACUUAGACUUGCGAGUCGGUGAAGGGGGGGUGUCAGACGGAGCCGAUCGACAGACCUUAGCGAUGUGGCCCCUUCUGGAACACUUCCGACAGAUGGCGUCUCUGAAUCGACACUUGGCACGGGAAUGGUUGCCUCCGCAGCCGGCACAUUCUGAUUGGCCCUUGGACUUCUUUUGGAACUUCAUGCACUCCCACUUUGUCUGGUGCAUGUCAUCGUCUUCACUGGAGGAUGCCUCAUCACUGCUGGCCUCUUCAUGAUGCACUGGAACUGGCUUCCUAGCAAGACGCGGGCUGCUGGGUGAGAACUUCAGUACAUAACACCUGCCUUCUAUGAAAUCCUGAAGAGCCUGAGAAGCAGUGGCCCCUUAUUUUCUCUAUGGGUAGCAUGUGGCAGGGAGGGAAGGUUGUUUGCAGGAGGGAGCAGCAUGAGGCACUGCUGCUGCCUUUCCAAGAGAGAAAUCCUUUGUCCUUCCCACCUCCCAGAGGGACAUGUAGUUUUUUGCACUUCCCAGUUGGGCUUUGUUGUGAGGUGCUGCUUCUGCAAAACCCAGAACAAGGGCAAAGCCACUGUCUUCCCUGAAUUCUAAGCAUGUGAUUUGUGUCCCAUGAAAUGGAGGGUUAAUAGCAGCCAUUAAGUUAAGUUAAAUUAUGGAACUAAAUUUGUGAAAGAUGGAAAGGACUUGCUAGAAUAUUUAAUUGAACUAGAAUACAAAAAAGGAGGUGUGAGGAAGUCGAGGAAAUAAGCUAAUGAAAGAUAAGGAUAUGAAAAUAUGGGGUUCUUUUGUAUGUUUGUUUGUUCUCUUUUGGGUUUUUUUUUAAUGCUUUUGUUUUCUUUUCUUUUUUUAUUGUUGAUGUUUUGUACUGCUGUAUUUGAUUUUGUUUUUGAGGCUUUGUAACUGUUUAUUGUUUAUAUUUCUCUUUUGUUUUUCUUUUCUUUUUUGCAAUGUUUAAACUUUAAUAAAUAUUUUAUAAAAAAAAAAAUAGCAGCCAUGACUAAUGAAGCAGUGGUGAUGAUGUGUGACUGUGGCAACUCCUGCAGCACUACUAUGGCACGAUGUAUAUGCGUGCAGCAGCAAGCAUAUUCUCCUGUAAAUAUGUAAUUAUAACUUAGAAGAACCCUGGGUCCUGCAGUCUUUCUAAACAGCAAACACCUUCCCGUGGGUGCUGGGUGGGGAGAGAGGAAACCGUAAGUGGCAGACAGCCAUCAACCCUGCCAUCCUAAUCAACUUGUCUGGACUAUGUCACAAGCGGCUUAUCCUCACUCACUUGGCCACAGUGUCAACGGCUGGUUUGAAAGCAAAAUAAAAAUAGAGGUUGGUUUUAUCACACUGGUAUGUCCAACCUCUGGACAGUUUCAUCCAGCAGCUUCAUUUGGCAUCCCAGAAGUGAUAGCACUGAUACUUUCAGGACAUUUCCAAAGUAGCACAGAAACUUGGCCAACAUGGUCUGUGGGGGCAACUUAACUUUUAAAACUCUGUUUCUUUCAAGAUUCCACAAGCAGUUUGCCAGAAUUUGCCACCCUAAAGUAUUAAAAACUGCUGAGAGUUCUAAAGACCAUAAUGCAAUAAUGAUUUGUGGAUCUUGUGAGAUUUGUGAGAGAACAUAACAUAGCGGAUAAUUUGUGAGACUGCAGCUGCCUCCCUCCCUCCCUCCCUGCCACUUCCAUGGGUCCAUUUACAACCAACUGCCCACAGAGUGUGAAAGUAAUAUGUACAUAUCAGCAUAUUUGCAUUGAGAAGUACAAUGCCUAUGGACAUAAAGGUUGUGUUUGUCUGCAAUAGUGACUAGCCAUUGGUAGGCCUCUACUCUAGGAACUCUUCCUUUAAGAACAUCUAAGCUAGUGGUGAUAACUACGGUACUUCUUGGGGAAGUGACUUCCCAAAGGAAUUGGAUUCCUUGGGUAAGAAGCUGGAAGUAGACCAGGAAGCAUCUGAAAUUUUGUUAGUAGAAAAUCUGCCUCUGUUUGGAUUCCUGCGGAGGGUGGGGUCUUUGCUUUGAGUGAGGCAGUUGACUUUGGAUGGCCCCCAUGGGCACCAUGCCUUUCUGAGGAGGAAGAGCUGUAAGUCUGAUUCAUUUCCUCUUCUUCUUCAGUGCUUUCACUGUCAUACUAUUGAGGACAAGUUGAACUGUCAAGGAAUUACAGAGAGACUAGGCAGGAUAUGAAGGAAAUCAUAGAAUCAUAGAGUUGGAAGAGACCACAAGGGCCAUCGAGUCCAACCCCCUGCCAAGCAGGAAACACCAUCAGAGCACUCCUGACAUAUGGUUGUCAAGCCUCUGCUUAAAGACCUCCAAAGAAGGAGACUCCACCACACUCCUUGGCAGCAAAUUCCACUGUUGAACAGCUCUUACUGUCAGGAAGUUCUUCCUAAUGUUUAGGUGGAAUCUUCUUUCUUGUACUUUGGAUCCAUUGCUCCGUGUCCGCUUCUCUGGAGCAGCAGAAAACAACCUUUCUCCCUCCGCUAUGUGACAUCCUUUUAUAUAUUUGAACAUGGCUAUCAUAUCACCCCUUAACCUCCUCUUCUCCAGGCUAAACAUGCCCAGCUCCCUUAGCCGUUCCUCAUAAGGCAUCGUUUCCAGGCCUUUGACCAUUUUGGUUGCCCUCCUCUGGACACGUUCCAGUUUGUCAGUGUCCUUCUUGAACUGUGGUGCCCAGAACUGGACACAGCACUCCAGGUGAGGUCUGACCAGAGCAGAAUACAGUGGCACUAUUACUUCCCUUGAUCUAGAUGCUAUACUCCUAUUGAUGAGGCUCAGAAUUGCAUUGGCUUUUUUAGCUGCCGCGUCACACUGUUGGCUCAUGUCAAGUUUGUGGUCAACCAAGACUCCUAGAUCCUUUUCACAUGUACUGCUUUCAAGCCAGGUGUCACCCAUCUUGUAUUUGUGCCUCUCAUUUUUUUUGCCCAAGUACAAUACUUUACAUUUCUCCCUGUUAAAAUUCAUCUUGUUUGUUUUGGCCCAGUUCUCUAAUCUGUCAAGGUCGUUUUGAAGUGUGAUCCUGUCCUCUGGGGUGUUAGCCACCCCUCCCAUUUUGGUGUCAUCUGCAAAUUUGAUCAGGAUGCCUUUGAGUCCAUCAUCCAAGUCGUUGAUAAAGAUGUUGAAUAAGACCGGGCCCAAGACAGAACCCUGUGGCACCCCACUAGUCACUCUUCUGGGACCUGCAGGUCUAGAGCGCCAGUGUGGUGUAGUAGUUAAGAGCGGUGGACUUGUAAUCUGGGGAACCGGGUUCGCGUCUCCGCUCCUCCACAUGCAGCUGCUGGGUGACCUUGGGCCAGUCACACUUCUCUGAAGUCUCUCAGCCCCACUCAACUCACAGAGUGUUUGUUGUGGGGGAGGAAGGGAAAGGAGAAUGUUAGCCGCUUUGAAACUCCUUAGGCUAGAGAUAAAGCGAUAUAUCAAAUCCAAACUCUUCUUCUUCUUCUUCUUCUUCUUCUUCUUCUUCUUCUUCUUCUUCUAGUUUACAGCCAGAAAAGCAUUUGAUGUCUCAGCUUUUGAGAGGAGUUGAAUAGUGGGCCUUAGCACUGUUUCUUCUGCUCCUGCUCCCCAGACCUGCCUAUUAGUGCAGUGGCUAGCUAACCCCAUGGCAAUUGUGCCAUGGGGUUGAAAUUUGGUGUUUUUAUUCCAAGGCUCAAAAUGGCUUGUCCCUAUUUUUCCAGAGCAUGUGGAUUUCUUAGCCACCAAAAUGUGUAGUCACCCUGGAGACCGGACUCUGCCACGUUGGCCACAGCUUUUGGUAUGUGAGAGCAAAGGCCGCAUGCGUCUUCUCCUUUGCUUGAGGUUCUGCCUCUGGUGUUUGAUGUGAGGCAAAUGGGCCAGGAAGGAAGGCUCCAUUUCGCCUGUUAUCCUAUGCACAAGAGAGAGUUUUAGUGCGCUCCCUGGCAGCUGAUAAUGUUGCAGUCAAGCUGGAAAGCCUAAGCAUGUAUGCUCUAAUUCGAAAAUAGCCUAAAAUAUUAAAAGGCAGAUACCUGAUCCACACAAUGUCAGGGAGGACUUCAGUUCUAAGAGUAACUGAGAUGGCAGCUGCUGCUUUGUUGCGUUCUCUCCCCCUGCCCGGUUGGUGCUUGGGGUACACUGGCUGUACACGUUCUCUGCUGCUGAUAUGGGAGAUGCCAGUGGCUAUUGCUGUUGAGUGUCAGCAAGAGGAUGGUGCUGAAUGUGCUAUCAGGGUGUUUUUUUUCUUCUCCCUGUCAGGAUACCAACACCAAAGUAAUUUGCCUGAGGUUCUGAGCUAGGGUUACAUGGUGUCUGAACCUCUUGAGCUUUCAGAGUCACUUUGCUUUUGUGAUGAAGCAACUAUUCUGUGUUUACAAAUGCCAUGACAGCAAACCAUGUUGGGAAUCUCAGGUGAGAUACACUUACAGUGAAGUUGCUCCCAGUUUGCACACUCAUUCAAGGAAUAACAAUUUCAGGUUUGUUCCAAAUCUAUUAAAUAUUUAGGUAUGUUAAUGUCAAGAGAUGAAACACAGUUAGUUACAGUUCAUAUGAAUAAAUUAAUAAAAGAGGCUUCUUCCGAUAUCGAUAGGUGGGAGUCAUUGAACCUUACCCUUUGGGCAAAUGCUCUCAAAAUGAAUAUUAUUCCCAGAUACAUUUAUAUCUUGAUAAGACUUCCAGUUUUUAUAUCUGGAUCAUAUUUUCAAAAGAUAAACUCAUUGUUCAUUGAAAUGCCUUUGGGGCUCAGCAGCACCAAGAAUAUCCUUGCAGAGAAUGCAGCUACAAAUUAAAGAAGGCGGUUUCGAAAUCCCAAAUUUGGAAUUACAUAAUUAUGUUUACCUACUGUCAAGUACUAAAUAUUGGAAUUCCACUGUUGGCCAUAAUUUUCCAAUGUGGGCAACGCUAGAAUAUAUGUACGUAGCACCUUUGGUUGGUUGGACAAUACUAGGAUUAAAAUAUCUGAAAUGUCAGGGGACUCUGGAAACAAUUAAAUCACAGAAGAAUAUGGAAUACAUUGGCUAAUAAAAACAAAUUAGUUCCAUUUUUACAUGCUAAACUUACCCUGUGGGGAAACUUACCCUGUGAGGAAGAUUAAUUUUAUGCUUUUGCUGUUUUAAGACAAAAAUAUCACCUAUCAGAUGCAGCUCAAUGACAAUAUCUUCAAGUACAACAUCUCCUAACAAGUGUGUUUGAGCCAUCACCCCUUUCAGCUUCUGAGACACCUGAAAUAUUGGAGCAAUUGGACAACUAUUCAAAAAUAAAAAGCCAGCAAUUACUUUUUAUAGAUAUCUAUUAACAAUACACAAAUUCAAUAUGCAGACUGCAAGAGAUGAUUGGAAUAAAGAAUUGGAAUUUUCAAUAUUACUCACAGUGGGAAAAUGUUUUAAAAUGUUUUAGCUUCAAUACCCAAGGUGUCAUUAGAUUUAAAAUUAAGACUAAUACAUCAGAAAAUAAUAUUUAGAGUUUUUUGGACUCCUUUACAGUUGUAUAAAAAAGGGGUAGCUAAGAUAGCUAAGUGUUGGAGAUGUGGCAAGGACAAUGCCUCUCUGAAACACAUGUUUGUACAGUGCUCUUUACUUAACAAGUUCUAGGAGAAAAUGCUGGACUGUGUAACUAUGACUAUGCAGAAAAAGUUAAAUCUUUCAGUGGAUAAUAUUUUAUUGAACUAUAUACCUGCUGUAUGGAAAUUUUCAAAGGGAGAAUGGAAAUGGAUUUUCUGUGCCCGAAAGGUGGCCAAGAGAUUGAGGAAUUGGAAAAAUGAAGCUUUGAUACCAUUCAAUCAAUGGACUGACGAUAUGACAUCACUGACAAUUUAUGAACAGACUGCUGACAGGUGCAUAAAUAAAUAUGGAUAAAUACGAUAACAUUUGGAAUGAGUUUAUACAAAAUGCAGUAGGCUAUUAAUAUUUACAUAAGCACUAGGACAAUAACACUAUGCCAAUUUAUAUAAGAAUGUAUGGGAAUAUUGUAUAUUGCUUCCCCCCUCCAAAUUCCCACUUUUAUAUGUAUCUUUGUUGUUGUUUUUGUCCCUCUCACUCUUCCUUUUUUCUGUAUCACUAUAUUUCUUUUGAUUGAAAUCACCCUAAUAAAAUAUAAAUAUUUAAAAAGUUGCUCCCAGUUCCAGUAACCACAUGGAAGCAGCUUAAGGUCCAAAUAGUUUUUACUGUUGCAGAAGAUAAGGCUUAGUAAAACUGUUCUGGACGUGGAUAUAUACAACUUGUAGGCUUUUGCAGAUACAGAUAGAUAUAUAUAUAUAUACACAUAUAUAUACAGAUAUGUAUAUAUCGAUACAUACAAUUACAAAGUAUCUCCAUUGCUCCAGAUAAACUCCAGCAAUGCUUGACAACUAACACCAACAGACGGAUGACUCAUAGACUAACAAACAUUACUGAACUGACAUACAUUAAUCACAGAUAUAGUUGGGGCACUGGGCUGUUAGCAAAGCAACUGGAAUGGCUAAUCUUUCACAUCCAUGGGGUGAUUUACACUUAUGAAGGAAAGCAACCCCUUCUCAUGUCCAGUUAUUCCAACAAGCAUUGCAAGCAAAAGCAAUUUAAGAAUUUCCAAAAAGGAAGGGGUUGAACUUGAAAACAGAGAGAUUCUUUUCAGUGAUCUAGGAUUCACCCCAAUAUCUUAACUGACUUGAACACAAACUUGAAUUAAACCUCUGCAAGUCAGAUACUGGUUUAACAGUGAAUGAGGUUAAGGUGCUUCAGUCCCCAAGAGAGAAAGGAAGAAAGGGGGUUCAUAUUAUUUUUUCUGAGACGCUAUUGCAGCAGCAGCAAGAGGAAUAGAGGAUAGAGGGUUCUUCAACUGGUACAGUGGUACCUCUGGUUACAAACUUAAUUUGUUCCGGGGGUCCGUUCUUAACCUGAAACUGUUCUUAACCUGAGGUACCACUUUGCCUAAUGGAGCCUCCUGCUGCCACUGCACCACCGCCGCGCAAUUUCUGUUCUCAUCCUGGGUCAACGUUCUUAACCCGAGGUACUACUUCCAGGUUAGUGGAGUCUGUAACCCAAAGUGUUUGUAACCCGAGGUGUUUGUAACCCGAGGUACCACUGUAAUUCUGUCUAUUUUUCAACUGCCUAGGUAGAGGACUGUCCACUGGGACAGCAUCUAGCAACUGGGUCCUGGAAGCAGUGUAGGAUUGAAGGGCAUUACAACACUUUUCUAGCUACCCAUUCCUUGUGGUUGUCCCCAUGGAGAGCUCUGGAAAGAAAGGUGUGACUUCUCUCCCACAUGCUUGGCUCUUACAAGAGGUGCAAAAAGUCCACAGAGAGAAAUGGUCCUCCUUUUCUCUCUCUUGUUCUCCAUGUUUGCUCUUGCAUCUCAGCAGGAGAAACACAAAAGAUGUCUCCUCUCUCAAAGUGAGGUUGAAGAAGAAAGAAGGAAAUGAGGCCCUUAUCCCUAAGAGUAUCAGUCUAGACUGGAGGGAAGGUCAGCCCAGGUUAGGUCAGAAAGGUCAGUCUAGGAAACUUGGCAGUUCCUCUUUCGAUCUGCUCUGUCCUAGGCAGACACAUCAGCCUCCAGUGCAAGCUGAGUUGCAUCCCAGUCUGGGGGGAGCAUCUCAUGCCUUUUCAAGAUGAACGGAAUCUGGGACAGGAAAAGAGGGCAAAGGGUUCACCCCUCCUGGCAGUAUCCAAAUUGCCCUCCCUGCCUCUUCUGCACAUGAAUUUGCCUUGCCUUGCUCUGCAUUUUGCUUCUCAGGCUUUGAGAAGCAGAUGCAAGGCUUCUGACAGGAUCCUGCAGGCCUCCUGCCUCCUCUGAGGUGGGAAGUGCUUGCCUGGCUUGGGGAAGGAAGUGGGAAGGCUCUUGGACCCUGCCAGAGCAUUUCGCCUCCCUCCCUAAGCCAGGCAGAAGCUUCCUGGGCUUUGGGAAGAAGGCACAGGGCUCUGAUUUAGGGAAAGAAAAAGGUCUCUGAACUGCGUUCUGGAGCGUUCUGCCAGAAAAAAAGCGCUGGGCGUGGUGUUUGGCAUGGGGAGCCAGUUUGUAGGUAUCUGAAAGUUCAUAUUUUGAUUACAUGUUUUCUUGUUUCUCUGCUGUGCAGCUGAGAAAGUAACUUCGUUGGGAAAGGACUGGCACAAGUUCUGUUUGAAAUGUGAGCGCUGCAACAAGACCCUGACUCCUGGUGGGCAUGCUGAGGUAAGAGUCCCACUGGACAUGGCCUGCUGCAUUGGGGUAGUUUCUGGGAGCGCUUGCCUUUGAUCUGUUAACUGGGUGGACAUAUUUUAGCCAAUAGCCUCUCUUCUGAAUUCUGCCAACAAAGUGUUUACCCUCAAGAUGUUUGGGGCAAUUGUAGUGUCAUGCAGGAUAAGGUGUUCCAGCUCUUCACAGUCACAAUUACCCAGAGGAACAAUUGGGGCAGCACCUCCCAGUCUGUGAGGCUCCAGCGCAGUAGGCGCUUUCCAGUUCACAGGGUUGUGUGGGAUUUGUUGCAUGUUAAGAUGGGCUUCCAAUUUCACUUUGCACAAGGAUAGUUCAUCAGAUGUAUCUUUUCAGUGGCAGACAAGAAACAGGAACGACAAAUUAGAAAGGAAAGAAAUGAUUCUACCUAAUUCUGUGUUGCCUGAAAGCAAAAGCUUUUCAUUUUUAUAUUUUUUUUCUAAGUUUCUGUGCCAUUUCAGAUACGUUUAUGAAAUGAUUUAUGCCUAUCUUUCCCCCUUUCUGUCUGUACGUGUAAAUACUCCAUUUGAAUCUGGAGGGUGGUUCCUCUUGUUGUUCCUUCUAAAAACUAAAUAAGGAGGUUAAAUCAUACCUUAGACAAUAUCUUGAUUAAUUAUAAAAAUAUUUCUACCUUGAACACUGUAUCCAUACAUGGGGAUACAAGGGCAGUUCACAAUUCCAGUAUAAACAAUAAAAUCAUCAAAAUCAUUACAACACCUUAAUAAACAACAAAGCAGCAGCAGCAAUAACAAAAUGUUAGAGCAGCCACAGAGUAGAGCAUUUAAAUCACCUAGCAUUCCAUUAAAGUGCAAGGCAAAACAAAUGCAUUGGCCUCCAGUGGCACCUUCUGCAGGCUGGGUGCAAUUGAGAAGUAGGCCGCACUGUGGGUGGGCACAGAGCAGAACAGGCACGGAGUGCAAUAAGCCUCAUCCCACAAGCAUGGUUUGCCAUGUUUAGCUUUACUGGGCAGUGUAAAGACAAAAAACCCUGAGAGUGGCUGACUAUAGAGGAGGGAAGCAGGAUGUUGUACAGUCCUUGGGCCUCCCCCAUUGCGUGGGGGCCCAGGCGCUGCCCAGCCAGCUCCCUCCCUCGAGGCUGCUGCUGCUGCUCCAAAGUGCUUGGCAUAUGCUCCUAAGCCUAGACUUCGAGUCAUUGUAAAUUGUUGGAAGGUGACUUCUACUCUUCCUUCCCACUUGGGAACCAGAAAUUAUUAUUGCUUCAGCUCUUCUGCUCCUGGCCUAGGGGCACUUUGCCUCCGUCAGCUCAAGCAAACACCAUUUAUUCCCCAAUUAAUGUUGUAGCAGAAGGAAAGUGUAUCUGGGUACUGUAUCAAGUGUGCCCACAUAGAGAGCUGUAGGUAGGAAUCAUCUGCUUUCAAGGCAUGAGGUUCCCCAUUAUGUGAAAUCUGAGAAAAGUGACUCACCCGAGAAGCACUUUCUCUCUGAAGGUGUGUCUUAGCCAGCACACUGGAGUGCUUCCAGGGAGCUGGGAAGUUUUCUUCCUGACUGCACCACGUCCCACACUUGGAGGAGUCACACCCAGCAAUUUUCUUUCCGUGCUUCACGUGGUGGGUGAGCUUCUCUCUUGUCUGCUAACUGAUGACAAGCCUGCUGUUGCUACUGGAAGGAUGUUUUCUCAAGCUGUAUUUGCUUUUCCUUCUAUGGAAGUACAAGCAGUGCAUUCCUCGCAUUAAGGGAGAAAUAUGUUCAUGCCUUAUCACCAUUUCCUCUCACAAAUUGACUCCUGUUGACAGUUAAGUGCAGAUACUGCCAAUAUUGUUUGCUAUGCCUGUGAUGUUCAUGCUAGAGCAACACGGCACAUUUACGUAGGUACUAGAGCACUGAAUGAAACCUAAUGAACAACUAAACAUGCAAUACCUGAAUACAUCCUCAUACAUAUGCAUCUCAAAACCUCAAUAUAAACAAGUAUAGACAUGUUCCUUCUAUGUGGAAAUAUGAUACUCCUGUCACUAAAAAUUGUGGAUGAUUGACAAAUUCUCAUCUUCCAUUUGUUAUAAGCAUAUGAAAACACACAUGUAACAUCUGAAAAGGCCCAUGUCAAAAAAUUGCUGCUUUACAGCAUAAUCUGUUAUUGCUGAAUUAUUUGCUUUGUUCAUCUGUUUAUAAAACUUAAUAAACACAGUUUAAAAAAGAGAGGAACAGGAAAGGUGCUGGUUUGCUGAAAGGUUAUUCUGGUGCCCCAGGGCGAUGAGGAGGCAGGGAGAGAACAAGCCUCUUUCUUCUCGCUGCAAGCUGCUGCUACUGCUGCUUGCCAGAUGAGUAAAAGGAAGGAUAUUUGGCAGCUGGUGCAGACGGCUUUGGUAGGCCUGCCAUAUGAAAGGCGGCGCUUUGUCCUGGAUCUUAGGCAAGUCAAUCAGAUUUUUUGCCAGCUUAGAUUUUGAUGUGAGCUGGAUAAUUCAGUUGACUUCAAAAGCUUGCAUUUGAUAUUUGAUAUUUUGAUUUGAUUUUUUUAAAAAUGCUUUAUUGGUUUUUUAAAAAAAACUACACAACACAAAGUACCGGUAAUCAACAGAAAGAAAAAAAUAAACAAACAUUCAUUCCAUAAUUAGCGCUUGUUGUAGGUAAGUUUGUAGUUGGUUUCCACAUGACCUCUGGUCCCUGCAUUGUGGUUCCCAAAUUACGUUAUUUUUACUACACACUAAGCUUUAUCUCUUCUAGGUUAUUUUGAUAACAUUGCUUUUAUAAAGUUCUCUUGUUACACGCAGAAAGUCAAUCCAGACCUGCCAACGGAUUUAUGUUUUUGCAAUGUUCUUUUAAAUAAACUGUACACAUCCCACUCUCUAUUAAAUUUUUGAUCAGUGACAUCUCAAAACCUUGCUGAUAGUCUGGCUAGUUCUGCAUAUUCUUGCAUUUUGUUUUGCCAGUAUAGCUUGGAUGGGAUAGCAUCUCCUUUCCAACCCUUUGCAAUUAAAAUUCUAGCUGCUACUGUAGCAUACAUGAAAAUUAUCCUAAAUUUGUUUGGAAUUUAGUUGUUCAUUGUUCCUAGCAGGAAGGCUUCAGGCAUCUUGGGGAAAGAACAUUUUUUUUAUGUUUGUUGUAAAUUAUCUCCCAAAAUUCUCUAAUUCAGGGGUCGGCAAACUGUGGCCCGGGGGCUGGAUGCGGCCCACCAGGCUGGUAAAUCCGGCCCAUGGACCCUGCCGCCCGCUCAGUUGGUCCCCAGGCUGAGCUAAACCGGUGUGGCGUUUCAUUGAAAAGAAGCCACGAACACCUUGCCGUGCGCGAGGACUGACUUCUGCAAUGCUGGCACGGCUUUGGAUUGGCUGCAGAAAGCUCCUGCAGCCAUUCCGAAGCCUCGCCGCCCGCACGCUGAGGUAAAACUGGCAUUGUGACGGGCGCAUCACGGCUCGGCGCUGCUGCUGGUGGCUCACUCAGUGGCCGCGCUGGAGCAGCUUGAGGGUGAGCUGUGCGCGGCCUGCCCGCCAACCUGGCCUCAGACGACGGGCUGCAGCACAUGGUGCACGCCGCCUGGGAGCUCCGGGCGUACGGGCUUGUCAAGAACGCCGGUGAGUGGGCAGCGCCGAGACGCGCUCCUGAGCGCAUGCAGAGUGCGUUCCUCCUCCAGGUCUGGAGGCAGCUGUGGGACCGGCUUGCAGGGUAUUUAUAUUUUUCAAAAUAUAGUCUGGCUCCCCACAAGAUCUCAGGGACGGUAGACUGGCCCCCUGAGGAAAAAGUUUGGUGAUGCCUGCUCUAACUCUUUUACAGUUUCCCCACAUGUGGAUUAUUGUGCCUUCUGCCUCCCUGCAUUUCCAACAGGUGUUUGGCCUAGAUUUAAACAUUCUGGCCAGUUUGACAGGUGUUAAAUACCACCUGUAGAGCGUUUUCAUGCAAUUUUCCUUUUAAAUCAUAACAUGCAGUGAAUUUUAAAUUUUCCCACCCAAGCCUCUCCCAUGAUUCCAUUUGGAUAUUAUAGCCAAAGUCCCUAGCCCACUGCACCAUUACGGAUUUUACUUCUUCCUCCUUGUCCUCCCAGUCAAGGAGGAGCCUAUACAUUUUGGAGAAUAAAGGUAAAGGGACCCCUGACCAUUAGGUCCAUUCGUGACCGACUCUGGGGUUGCGGCGCUCAUCUCGCUUUAUUGGCCGAGGGAGCCGGCGUACAGCUUCCGGGUCACGUGGCCAGCAGGACUAAGCCACGUUAGCGAAGUUCGUAACCCUAAGCAUUUGUAACCCAAGGUACCACUGUAUAAUGAUUUCCUAAUCACAUGGUUUGAGAAACCUUUAUGCACUUUGGCCUUCUCAUAACCUAGAUAAGCAUGCCAGCCAUAUCUAUUAUCAAACCCUUCUAGGUCCAGUCUUUUUUAAUGUCAUCCACUCCUGUAUCCUGGAAAGGCAAGCUGCUUCAUGAGACAGUUUCAGAUCCGGUACUGCAAACCCUCCCCUUUCUUUUAUAUCGAUUAAUAAUUUGUGCUUUAUACUAGGUUUUCUGCCAUUCCAAUAAUAAUAAUAAUAAUAAUAAUUUUUAUUUAUACCCCGCCCUCCCCAGGCUGGGCUCAGGGCAGCUAACAAGCAAUAAUAAAAACAAGUUGAAUGAAUACAACUUAAAAACAAGAUUAAAAUACAAGAUUAAAAUACUGAAACAUUAAAAUAUUAAAAUGCAGCCUCAUCACAGGAGGAGAAAAGGAAAAAGGAAAAAGAAAGAGGGGGAGGGAAUCAAAUUGGCUCCAAGCCAAAGGCCAGGCAGAACAACUCUGCCUUACAGGCCCUGCGGAAAGAAAUCAGAUCCUGCAGGGCCCUGGUCUCAUAAGGCAGAGUGUUCCACCAGGCCGGAGCCAGUGUUGAAAAGGCCCUGGCUCUGGUUAGGCUAAUCUAACUUCCUUAGGGCCCGGGACCACUAGGGUGUUGCUAUUUAUGGACCUUGAGGUCCUCUGUGGGGCAUACCAGGAGAGGCGAUCCCAUAGGUACGAGGGUCCAAGGCCGUGAAGGGCUUUAAAGGUCAAAAGCAGCACCUUAAAUCUGACCCUGUACUCCACCGGGAGCCAGUGCAGCUUGAAAAGCACUGGGUGAAUAUGCUCCCAUGGCAGAGACCCCGUGAGGAGCCUCGCUGCAGCAUUCUGCACCCGCUGGAGUUUCUGGGUCAGCUUCAAGGGCAGCCCCGUGUAGAGUGAAUUAUAGUAGUCAAGCCUGGAGGUGACGGUUGCAUGGAUCACUGUGGCCAGGUCAGGGAAUAAUAAAUCUUAAUAUAUCCUUCUGGCAAUCUUUGAAGCAGCUCGCUGUUCCUAUAACCGGGAUGAGUUGAAACAAAAAGAUCAUUUUUGGAAGCACACUCAUUUUUAUCAUGGAAAUUCUUCCCCAAAAGGAGAUAUUUAGCCUAUUCCAGAUUUCCAGUAUUGUUUUUUAUCUCCUUCCAGGUGCUGGCAUAAUUAGCCUGAAAUAAAAUUGGUGUUCUUCACUGUGAGCCAUAUGCCCAGAUAUUUAACCUUUUUGCUAAUUUCCGGGUCACAGAAUUCGUGUAUUUCACUUUUUUCCUGGGCUUCCAUAUUUUUGGAUCAAUAAUUUGACUCGAACUGAAGGAUACCAAACAGUCUCCCAGCCGCUUGUUGGCUUUGCCACACUAGAUUUUACUCUGAAUAUUUUUUCAGUUCCCUUAAGUAUUUUGCCUUCUUGUAGCUCUAACCACUUGGCUAGCUCCUUAUUAAUUUGCUCAUCUAUAAUCUCUUCAGUCUCUUAGGGGAUACCUCUCAAUCUCAGAGUCAACUCAAUUAAUUUGGCAUUUUGGUCGAUUUUAUUUCCCAUCCUUUCAAGUUUGUCAUCUAUUAUUUUGGUGUUCUCAUUCAUAUCUUUUUUCAUCUCUAAUAUGUCUCACUUGCUUCUCAUUUGAGGUGAGAUGCUUUUUGAGCCCCCAUGUGCCCUUCUCCUUCAUAGAAUCAUAGAAUCAUAGAGUUGGAAGAGACCACAAGGGCCAUCGAGUUCAACCCCCUGCCAAGCAGGAAACACCAUCAGAGCAUUCCUGACAUAUGGUUGUCAAGCCUCUGCUUAAAGACCUCCAAAGAAGGAGACUCCACCACACUCCUUGGCAGCAAAUUCCACUGUCGAACAGCUCUUACUGUCAGGAAGUUCUUCCUAAUGUUUAGGUGGAAUCUUCUUUCUUGUAGUUUGGAUCCAUUGCUCCGUGUCCGCUUCUCUGGAGCAGCAGAAAACAACCUUUCUCCCUCCUCUAUGUGACAUCCUUUUAUAUAUUUGAACAUGGCUAUCAUAUCACCCCUUAACCUUCAUGUUUGGCUAGUACCAGCAACUCUUCUGGGAACUGGAACGGCCUUUCUCUUUUGAAGUCCACAGGAGUUAGAACUCCUUGUUCUCAUCACUACUGUCUAUAUGUGUGUGUUUUUUGUUCUUUUUGCCAUGCCUUUGCUCUAACUUUGUGAUUUUCUAAAUAUCCCUGAAAACUGUGUGCGUAUUUUAUGUUCUCAGUAUCUGUUAAAAAUAUUGAUGUAUUGUUUUUAAAUUUUACAACAAGCACUUUGUGAGUGGAUGGCAAAUUUAGAAUCUCAAAUAAAAUAACAAAACCUUUUGGCAUCUCCAGAUUCUUUAUAGACUCAAGUUCACAUGAAAUAGUCAAUGCCCUCCCUUUAUGAUUUAGUGAUUUAUCAGCCUUCAGUGAACAAUUGCUUAAAACUAAUAAUCUUUUCUUAACACUGGCUAAUCUAACAGUUGCCAUUUCUGUCUUAGCACGAUGGAAAGCCGUAUUGUCACAAACCCUGUUACGCAACAUUAUUUGGACCAAAAGGUAGGUUUCUCUUUCCGGGUGGUUUGACCGUUUCAACUCCAGACACAAAUGCUGAUCUCUCUCUCUCUCUCUCUCUCUCUCUCUCUCUCUUACCUUCUCAUCACCAAAGCCAACUAGAGACAUCACUUUUGAGUUUAUAUAAUGUCUGUCUUCACAUAUCUCUGGUGUGGCACACCUUGUGGUUUGAGGUGUGCCCUAUUUUAAAUAGGAGCAACAUUGAGCAGAGCAAAACAUUACAUGUAAACUUGUGGAACAGAGAAGUGCUGAGGUGGAUGUUCCACUCUUUCCCUGCUACAACUACCCAAGUCCUAUUCCCCCACCCCCAGUGUUUCUGCCUCAUGAAUGAAAUAAGAAGUGAAAAAUACUGCAUGCUUUUGAUUAUUAUCCCAGAGGCAGGGAUGCUCUUAAGACAAUGACUAAACCAGCCUCCUUAAUAACGACGUGGUCUGGCCCUCAGGCAACUCCUCCCCGUGCCUGGGAUCACUGGGAUCAGGUGUCCCAGUGCAACCCCCGUAGUGGAACCAGCUCCAGCCAUUCUGUUGACUAGGGCCCACUCCCAAGGCAGCUCUGACCUUCUCCCCUUAAAAACAGAUUAACUUAUACAAACUACAAAAUAAACCAAUAGGAAAUAAUGAAAGCAUGAAAUGCAUGUUAACAUUUGCUGUUAGGGGACUUCCUUGGGUUUAGGAAUUGAGCUCUUAUGAUGAAAUCCCCUAACAUGUUACUGGAUAGUGACAGUAUCUGCAUUACUAAACUCUGGCUUUCUAAGAUAAGGGAACAAGGGAGGCCUUUAGGUCGGAUGUUCAGAUCCUUAGUAGCACAGGCUCUCAACAAUAUCUUGAUUACUGUUGAAAACACCCCACCAACACAGACAGUGCCAGUAGAGGGAUUUGCUGCUGGGUCCAAAACUUUGAAAGCACUGGGGACAGAGUAAGGGCUGGCGCUCACUGGGAGAGCACAUAAUUUUGUACGCAGCUUCAACUCACUAUGUAAGACUGCGAAAGACCCCUGUCUGAAUGAUCCUGAAGAGCUGUCUUCAGGUCCGUAUGCUAAGCCAUAGGGACCAGUAGUCUGACUCAGUUAUGAAGCUGCUGGCUCCCUGUAUGUUCUGAUGCUGGUUUUAGCUGGCUGGGCUAGGCUGAGGAACCUUUUUGCCCAUUGCUGCAACCAGGAACAUGGUCUAGAUGGGAAGGUGUUUAUGGCUUCCCUCAAAUACAUAGACAUGGCUGUGGAGAACGGGAAAGCAAUUCUUUUGGGGCAGAAAGCCCUUCUGACCUCUCCUGCUCCAUUUUCCAGGUGUGAACAUUGGAGGGGCAGGAUCCUACAUCUAUGAUAAGCCCCAAACUGAAGGGCAAGUGGCACCAGGCCCUAUUGAGCACAUAUCCAAAGUGGAAGAAAAGAAAGUGAGCGCAGCACCCAAGGGACCCAGCAAAGGUGAGCAUUGGGUCCCAGAAAAGGCAGCUGGCCCAGGAAGCAGGAGAAGGGGUGCUGCGAGGGCGUUGGGAUUGUGGCAGGCAACAGCCUAGGCACCUCUGCUUCUUCCAUUCCCUGCUGAGCAAUUGGGAGACUCUGUGGUUGGCUCAUUUCAUGAUUUCUGAAAACUAGCUUGCUAUCCAUUUUUGUUGCUCCUUGCAUACUCAGUGCUGUGUGUAUGUUGCAGUUCUACAGAAAUGGAGAAAAUUUCCAUACAUUUUAGGUCCAGGUAACCUGAAAAGCCAUGUUCCCUCAUAAGAACCUGCCUGGGUUCUCAGAUCUUUGGGGGAGGCCCUUGUCUCGGUCCCUCCCACCCUCAUAGGCACACUGGGUGGUGAGGCAGGACAGGGCCUUUUUGGUGGUGGCUGCUCACAGACUUGGAACUUGCUUCCUAAAGAAGAUAGACUGGUUCCCACUUUGUUGUUCUUCUGCUGACUGGUGAAGACUGUAUUGUUCCAACAGGCUUUGGAAACUGGCUGUUUAGAAGGAAAUGGUGGGUCCUGUGCUGUGCUGUGCUGUUUUUUAUUGUGAAUAUCUGUGUAUUUUAAUGGUAGAGAGAGAAAGAGAAAAGUGACAUUUCAAAUUGCAAGGUACAAGAGGGUUUGUUUCUUUAUUGCCUGGUGCAGUAGUUCAGUACAUUUGUCAAGUGAUGCUCUGAGCUCCAAGCACCCAUUGAAACCUGCAGACAGCGGCAGGUAAGAACUGUCUUGACUGGAAGCUGCCUGGCUUAAGGUGGGCAGAAACUGACCAGUGAGACAUGAUGUUGUCUCCCAACAAUGAAGGCAACCUGUAGCACUUGAACCUUACGCCAAUCAGGUUGAGCUUCUGCUGCCUCCUACGUUCUUUUUGCUGCAUUAGCAGCACCAAAGUGACCUCCCUGCAGCACAAGCCUGGGCAGUGUGUCUGGAGGUCCAGGGCUGCCCAGAUGAGGGCUGCCCCCUCUCGGCCUCACUGGCUGACAUGGUCCAGAGGAAAGCAGAGCAAGACAUUUGGCACCAGCUUGGCUGCAGGAGUUGCCAGAAGGAGGCGUACAGUGUGCCAUCUGACCAUCUUAAGGACUCAACUCUGGAUUUAUAUAGGGUUUACUCCUUAGCCUUUUCUUCUCCCAAAGAUACCCCACAAUGCAGCAGAGGGUUAGUAUCAGAGUUUUCCAUCUCCUGGAUGGGCUCUCUUUCCAGGGUGACAAGCCCCAUCUGCCCCUCUGUCCACAGCACGGGCAGAAACCGCCUUCUUUACCAUUGGACCCACUCUUGUCCGCUUAGUCUGCCAGAGCCUGUAUUUGGUUCGUUCACCUGGUUAAGCCGGGCAGUAAAUAUCGUUUCCUGGGGUGCGGCCGCUGUCACAUGCUGGCAGCUUCUUGGAGCCACAGGGGAGAUUUCUCACUGUGUCAGCUAUAGGAGAAGUGCUGAGAGCAGAGACACCCCUUGUGCAUCGACUUCCUAGACCUGACAAAGGCCUUUGACCUCAUCAGCCAAAAAUGACUCUUCACACAGCUCCACAAGAGAGGAUGUCUACCUCAGUGCCACAAGAUGAUUGUGUCCUUCCAGGAGAGUAGGUGUGGCGUUGUCCAGUAUGAUGGCUCCUCCUUGGAUGUUGCAUUCAGAGCUGGUUGGCUGAAGAGGAUCAAGGUCUGUCAGAUCCAGUUCUUGAGGUUGGAGCUGAGCAUUUUGGAGAAUUCAUGCCUUCCCAUUUGUGUUUCAGCUACCAGCAUUACCACCUUCACUGGGGAGCCAAACAUCUGCCCACGCUGCUCUAAGAAGGUCUACUUUGGUGAGUAUUGGCCUGUCCUGCAACUGCCCCACCUUGGCUUCGGAAAUACAGUGAAAUGUUGCAGCUGGAUGAAACCAGCGUCACCAAGCCAGAAAUGGUCAUGGCCUGGAAUGGCAGAUAACAUUUGAUUUUUCAAAAAAGGAAUAUAUCAUCUCUAGCAGACAAGCAAGCUCCGAUAAGAAGUAAUUGACUCUCUGGCAGUUCUGUGUAGGUAUAUUUACAAAAAGACACAUCCAGAGCCCAGCUUCUCGCCUGUUCGCAUUUACGUUUGUUGGUCAGUCUGAAAUCUCGCCCCUCCCACAACAGGAAGGACGCCAGACUCCUGCCUUUCCCCUCUUGCUCUUCCGUUGCCUUCUGAUUUUAUCCAAACGCCUGGAUUGAGGACUGAGAGGCUGACCUCCCCCCUCCUGCUCACUCUCACUCAACCCAGACUCAGACCUCUGCUUAUCUGCUGAUUGCCUAGCAACGCUUUGACUGCUUUCCAACUCUUCCUCUCCUUAAGAGCUAAUAGAGUCUUCUCCAAAAAGGGGGGUUGAACUGCCCUUUCUUGAUUCUGACAGGCAGUUCUCUGCAAAGUUGGUCCCUAGUUCAAUCUCUGAGUCUAACUCAUCCCCUGCACUCUGGGGGGCUAUGUUCCUGAUAUUCUGAUUUCAUAGUAGGGAGUGGGUUUGUGUGUGCUGGUGGCUAAAGAAACAAAGGAUUUAAGGGUCUUUCCAGUCUGCUAAGACUCCAAUCUGUAAGGGUACACACUAAGUUCUACCUUGGCCUAUAGAGUUGUGCCAGAGCAAAGAAUGGCCAAAUGGAGCAAGUUCCACCAGGUCUGUUCUUGGAAGUUUUUGGCAGAGAACUGAUCGGUCCAGUGACUGGCUACAAUUUCUAGAUUUAUACUUAAGUAGCAUGCUCACUCUGUUAGAAAAGUGGGGCAAUUUCUAAUGGGACUAUUGAUGUGCAUAAGGGGAUGGAAUUCCUGCUGACCCUUGUACACAGGACUGAACGGAACAAAGUAACAAAGAUUCUGCACCUAGAAAAGUUGAAUUCUGUGCCCUAUAUAAAUCAUAAAGAUUUGCAUUGCUGUAUGCAGUAUCUAUUCUGCUUCUGCGAGGGGCAAGAAGCUAUGAAGAGCACUGUGGCCUCAUCUCUCAGUCCAUGGAACUGAACCUCCUUCUAGCUUUGGGGAUUUUGCCCUAAAUGUGCAAGCCUUUCAUUUCACCCAGACUGGGUGGAAACUUGCUUUAAAGGAAAAGGGGAGCUGAGAUUCUGAGGAUGCUGAAUUGUGGCCAGAAUGUUGCAUUGAGAUUCUUGUGUCAAACCCUUCCGGCACUGCUUUGGAUGUGGUUUGUCUGAUCUCUGGAGGAUUCUUUUGCCUGAUGGUUUUCUGUGAGGCGCAAGUGGCAUAAGUUGCCAUGAGGACAGAUUGACUUGCAAAUUCGCAUGCCACUUCUUGUCUGUUCUAGCUGAGAAGGUGACUUCACUGGGCAAGGACUGGCACCGCCCCUGCCUGCGCUGUGAGCGCUGUGGAAAGACUCUGAUCCCCGGAGGCCACGCUGAGGUAAGGCUUGGGUGCAAACGCUGCAUUCUAACACAGGUGUCUCCGGGUUGGGCAGAUAUUUUGCACAUUUAAAAGACAUGUAGUGCUUGAUAAAAUUGUCACAAAGUGAAUAUUCACAAUUUUUGUAUGAUAGUUUCAUUUUUUUCUGAAUGGCUUUCUCCUUAUCUAGAAGUAAUAUUGGUGAAGGAUACUGAGAAAACCCUCCUCCCCCCCGCACAUCAAUCCAAUAGAAUCUCUCUCUAUGUGCAUUUGCUUAUGGAGAUUUUCCUACUCUAAGGGAUAGGUGUUGUUUUCAAUUCAUAAAAGGUUGUACACUACAAAUUUCAAACCACUCACCAUAAUAGCAACACAGUCACUAGAAAUGCAUUGUUAGGGGUCAUGGUUUUAGUAAAAACACAGAAGCAUUUGCCUGUGGGAAUGCCACCAGAAGUUUGGGAAAUGGCUUACAACCUGAGGAUUGGGUUAAUGACAUGCUUUGAGAUAAGCAGGUACACACAAAAUGUAUCCUGGAGUAAUCUAUGGUUUUGAGCAACUUCACAUGUGCACUUCCAAAAUAUCAUGGUUGUGAAAGCCCUCUGAGAAUCGGUAAAAACCAUUAGCAGGAAAUGCUUGUUACAUAAAGAUAAUGAGGAAGAGGCUCUGAUUAACUGACUUUUACCAGUGGCAGGUUAAUGUGGCAUUGGUUUAUUCCAAACUUAGUUGUGAAGAGCUUACACGGUAUGUAUCGGCCCAGUUUAGAGAGGGGUUUUGCUCACCUUUCAGAAAAGGUCCACUCCAUCUCCUCUGACUUUGGAGUCAUCCUGCCUUAAUGACUGUGACUUCUCAUAGUGUACUUCUAGUCCCUGUGACCUGCACAGAGCAUAGUCCUUUGUCUGCUCUGGAAUAUUAAACACUCCCUCCUGUUUUAGGUUCUCUUGAGCCACUUCAUACAGUUGUUGUGGAUUCCCAGCAUACACUUCCAGAGCCAGAUAACAUUUAUAUGUUCUUCAUGUGUGUAAAGUGCUUUUUUGACAUAGCAUUUCAUCUUCUAGAAGGAAAAAUGCAAUGUGAGAACUGUCAGAAGUUAUAAACCUAGAGGCAGAUUGAACCUUGUAUGUUUAGCUGCCUGUUUGCUAACAGAUACAGCAGUUUGAUGACGAGCCCUGCUUUGUAGCCAGAAAUCCUGGCUGCAGCUCUUCCCCUAUGAACUCAAGUUGGUUUUGGCAUGCACGGCUUCCUCUGCUACUGCUCUGAAAAGCAAACAAGCUGCAUUCUUCUGUGUCCAAAGAGCAGCUGUAUGUAUGCAAAAGGAGCAAGCAAAGAAGGGCCCAGGUGCCCCACAGCAUCUGAGACGUUGACCUGGGGGUCUCUCGGGGUUUGGCUUUGUCCCCUUUGCUAUUUACCAUUUAUAUGAAACUGCUGGGAGAGUUUGGGAGUUUGGUAGCUCCGGUAUGCUGAUGACACCCAGCUCUAUUUCUCCUUUUUCAGCUUUCCAAGGAAGUGUCUUGGUUCUAAACUGGUGUCUGUCAUCAGUAAUGGACUGAAUGAGGGUGAACAAAUUGAAACUUAAUCCAGACAAGACAGAGGUCUCUUGGUCACUGUGAAGGCAGAACAGACAAUAGGAAGCCUGUGCUGGAUGGGGCCACCCCCCCCCCGAAAACACCAGUUUGCAUUUAGUGUGUGCUCCUGGACUCAGCCCUGAGUGUGGAAGCCCAGGUCUCUGAGGUGGCUGGAAGUGCAGUGGCAGAGUUAGUUGCCAGGUGUGCCUCUUUGUGGAGAUCUUGACUUGGCCACUGUGAUACACGCCGUACAGUAGUUAGAUCCUGUUUGGGUUCUUGUAAUGAGUUCUACGUGAAAAUGAGUUCCUAUGAAAACGGUUCAGAAGCUCCAACUGGAGCUGCCUGUUUUAAAGGAAAUGACUGCGAUUUAAAAAAAAUUGUAAUUAUCUGUAUGUUAAUUACCCCCCCCCCCGGUAUUUUUAGCUGUUUCUGUUUUAUCUCUAUGCCUCCUUGAAUUCAUGUUAAGGAGAAAGGCAGAAUAUAAAUAAAUAGAAUAGGAGGGGGAAAUUGCAGUUCUGCACUGUUCCUAGUGGCUAUACACACUGUACAUUUAAAUCUCAUUCUGUCUCCAAAGGAUUCUGGGCAAUGUAGUUUACCCCUGACAGUUACCAUUCCCAGCAAUCCAUAACAAACCACAGUACCUAGAAUUGUUUGAAGGGGAAACGUGUUUCAAAUGGGCUAUAAAGGCAUAAUGUAGACACAGCCAGAGAGUUCCAGCUCUGGAUGCGAAAGCUCCCAUGUUGUUCAGGCACAGAAUACCACUGCUUCAUAUUAAUGGCUUUGGCCUAUGAGAUCUCAGACAUGCAGAAUCCUUGGGUACCAGCCACAACAGAGGCAGGCCCAAGCCUUUUGGGUUGCCCUUGUCCUUAGGCACAAGGUCAUUUCCAGGCAGGGAGAUUCAGCAUUUCACUAUGAUCGGUGCCACAUGGGCCAAGUUGGAUCCUUGGCCAGCAUCUGCUUUUGGGAGGGGUCUUUGAGAAAGACCCCUGCCUCUCCCUUCCCCCAGCACUUCCACACAUACCUGUUACUGGCCAAUAGGAAAGGCUCCUUGGUCAUGCAAUAGUUGGCCAUCCAAAUAAGCCUUCCAGUGGUGGAGAGACUAGUCUUAUGGUUUACAGCAAUGUAUUUCUCUCCCAUUUUCCUUCCCUCCAGCAUGAUGGACAGCCUUAUUGCCACAAGCCAUGCUAUGGGAUCCUCUUUGGACCAAAAGGUGAGUCUGAUAUUGGGACAGAUGGAUUUUCCAGAACUCAGUUGUUAAACAAGAGACAAGAAGGUUAGCAGGCCUGACAUAAACUGAUGUAGUAAGAGAUAAUUAAAAAAAAAUACAAUGAGAAGAUGAUAAUAAUAAUAAUAAUAAUAAUAAUAAUAAUAGAUACCAGUUUGAUCUCAAACUUAAACAUCAUUGCCCACAUACAUGGAGUAUUUUUGAAGUUAGUCAGUGCUGUGCUAUGUCCCCAAACAGAGAGAGGCUUUCUUUCUCACAUGGGAUGGCAGUUACAAGUCAGAUCUGCGUACUCCUCUUGGUCCAAGUGGGAGGAGCAACACCAUUUGAAGCAGAAAAGAAACUUAGCACAGAAAGUUGUGCAUUCUGCUUUCCUCUUCUGCCCGCUGGGUGUUAACUGGGCCUCUCUGCUUUCCUCCAUUGAUGCUUCUGCUGUUUUUGCAGGUGUGAAUACAGGUGCUGUCGGAAGUUACAUCUAUGAUCAAGACUCUGAAGCAAAAGACCAGCCUUGAGAGCUUCUUCUCUCCAUCUCCGCUUCCUGCUCAGCCCACUUCCACUCUGUUCUCUUAGACUAAUCUCCGUGUGUGUUUAGAUGUAGUGAAAUCAACUCCUGGCUUGGCCCUGUCACAAGAGCGGAUGACGUAGCUGUGCUUGCCCUGCUGUCUCCUCCCUGGGUCAGGCUGGCGUUCUAUUCCCUCCUCUGUUUUUAUAACAAAGGCUAUGCUAUAAAAGCACAGAGAGCCGCCUCUCUCCCCUGGGUCCUCCUUUCCUUUUCCCUUCAUCCGUCAAGUGUGUCCUGGGCAAUGGCCUGAGCUGUCCUCACAUGGCUGCUUGCGGUCACACAAACCAGGCUUUAUUCCAGGGACGUUCUGCAGCCAACUAUCGCUCCAGCUUAGUGUGGGUCAUUUAAUGGCUGGCUGCCUAGAGAGGGUAGGACAAGCUGAGCAAAGCAGGGGAUUUGCUUCAUUUUUUGAGCCAUCUUCUUCUGGGGCUGCUGAUAUAGCAUCUAGAUUCCAAACAGCCCCAGCUAUCGUCUAGCAGGCGAAGACUCAGCCGUCCUGUGAGCAAAUGCAGCAGCUGGCUCCAUCUGCCGGCUGACCUGGACUCCUGCAUGCUUGGCCAGAGCUGUGUUGCUCCCACUUGAAAUCUCAUCUCUGGACGGAAUCUGUGGGCUUGCGAGCCCAGGAGAGGACUUUUGUCAUGACUUGGGAGAGGAGGUGAAGGCCUUCGGAGACCUGUGUAGGCCAUCUGCCAAAGGAUGUAUUUGUUCCUUUUUGGCUGAUAAGUUUAAAUGUGAGGGGUACAUUGUGUCUGUUGCUGUGGGGGUGGGGAAGGAGGGGACUCUGGUUACUUGCAAAGUAUCCCAUUGUGGGUGUUUGAGGUUUAUUCAUAACUAGAUAGUGAUUUGCUUUUUGCUUUGGAGAAUGGCUUGCCCUUUCCAUAGCCUGGGAUAUUAGCCAAAGACACAGCCAGUACCAGCUGCGGGGGGGUUGGGGGUCAGAGGCUGAAUUAAUCAAUCCGCUUUGCAAAGCCUGCACUACCCAAAUUGCAGACCACCUUCUUUAUCCCAAACUGCCUCGUCUAACUUUUGCUGACAAUAAAGGUAUUUGGCAAACAGUUUGUGCAGUUCAGUUGGAGUCUUUGUUUAUGUGGAGAGGGAAGGGCUUUUCAUGCUAACCUUGAAACUGUUUUUUGGCCUCAGAGGCACGGCUGGCGAUGUUUUGUCCUGGCUCCCCUUCAACGGAUGACAAAAAAUGCAGUCUCAUACCCAGAGACCCCUGAAGAUUGCUAUACACAAGGGCCUUUUCUUCUAAAAGUGUGAGGAC
Messenger RNA from Podarcis lilfordi (Lilford's wall lizard), 37582 nucleotides. Lineage: Eukaryota; Metazoa; Chordata; Lepidosauria; Squamata; Lacertidae. The record is from the annotation of a GenBank genome assembly.